Molecule: messenger RNA, 1499 nt
Organism: Gossypium raimondii (Peruvian cotton)
Lineage: Eukaryota; Viridiplantae; Streptophyta; Magnoliopsida; Malvales; Malvaceae
Product: pectate lyase
Exons: 4
Coding region: 40-1404 (454 amino acids)
Molecular function (GO): pectate lyase activity
Source: RefSeq, a predicted model, not a curated record
UUCCCUAAAAAAAAAGAAACAUAUCAUAAGAAAAUAGCUAUGGAGGUAACUAAGCUGAGGCUUGUUUUCUUCUUUUCUUUUGCCUUCAUAAUUACAAGACUAUUGGCAAAUAUUAUUGAAAUUGAUGACUUUUGGAAGCAACGUGAGCAAGAAGCAUGGAAUAUUACUCUGGCAGCUUAUGAGUCGAGCCCAGAAAACAUCAUCAAUCACCUCAACUAUAAUGUUGAUAAGGUUAUUAGAAAAAUUAGUGCCAACCAAACCAUAGAAUUUGAGGAUGAUCUUACUAACAACACAAGAAGAUACUUGAGAGGAAAACAUAAGAAGUACACUGGCCCAUGCAUGGCAACCAAUCCAAUUGAUAGUUGUUGGCGGUGUAAGAAAAAUUGGGCCAAAAACCGUAAAAUAUUGGCAAAAUGUGUUCUUGGUUUUGGCCACAAAACUAGUGGUGGAAGUAAUGGGGAUUACUACUUGGUGACGGAUAAUUCUGAUGACGAUGUUCUAAACCCAAAACCAGGAACCUUACGUCAUGCUGUGAUCCAAAAAAGGCCAUUGUGGAUUAUCUUUGCUCGUACUAUGCACAUCAAAUUGUCUCAAGAGCUAAUAGUUCAAAGUAAUAAGACAAUUGAUGGUCGUGGAGCAGAUGUUCAUAUAGCAUAUGGAUGUGGAAUUACACUUCAAUUUGUGCACAAUGUCAUCAUUCACAACAUUCAUAUCCAUCACAUUUUUCCAAGUUCUGGUGGCCUAAUCAGGGACUCUGAAGAUCACUUCGGUUUUCGAACGGUAGGUGAUGGAGAUGGGAUUUCCAUCUUUGGGUCAUCAAAUAUUUGGCUUGAUCAUAUUUCUAUGUCCGAGGGCCAAGAUGGACUUAUUGAUGCAAUUCAGGGUUCCACUGCCAUCACCAUCUCAAACUGCCAUUUCACCCAUCACAAUGAUGUGAUGUUGUUUGGUGCAAGUGACGCCUAUUCUAAAGAUCAAUUCAUGCAAGUCACAAUAGCAUUCAACCAUUUUGGCAAGGAAUUAAUACAAAGAAUGCCUAGAUGUCGGUGGGGUUUCUUUCAUGUUGUUAACAAUGACUACACUCAUUGGAAAAUGUAUGCUAUUGGUGGUAGCAUGCAUCCCACCAUCAUCAGCCAAGGCAACAGAUUCAUUGCUCCACAUGACCUCAAUGCCAAAGAGGUAACCCAUAGGAUCUAUGCAUCAGAGUCAGAAUGGAAAAAUUGGGUAUGGAGAUCAGAAGAAGAUUUGCUUAUGAAUGGAGCCAUCUUCAGAACUUCUGGGCCACUCUCACCUCCCGAUCUAAAAUUCAACCAGAAAGAUAUAAUCAAAGCUAAGCCUGGAACAUAUGUCAGAACACUCACUCGUUUUGCAGGAACUCUUAAGUGCAAGAAAAGGAUCAAGUGCUAGAUAUGACGUUGACUUUUACCAAUUUUUAAAAAAAUCAUGAAAUGUAAAAAAUAUAAGUGAUACAUGGAAAAAAAAUCUUCUUACACUGGGUAACA